Oldenlandia corymbosa var. corymbosa is the source of this 960-nucleotide messenger RNA. The record is from the annotation of a GenBank genome assembly. NCBI's taxonomy places the organism in Eukaryota, Viridiplantae, Streptophyta, Magnoliopsida, Gentianales, Rubiaceae.
AUGACUUCUUCUUCCGAAUCCAAAGAGGUGGAGCUCGAUUUUUCUCCAUACCUCAAAGUCUACAAAGAUGGCACUGUGGAAAGAAUCUUCGGCUCCCCAUUUGUUCCUCCAUCACUUGAUGAUCCCAUCACUAAUGUCUCUUCAAAAGACAUCACAAUUUCAUCACAAAUUUCAGCAAGAAUUUACCUUCCCAAACUCACUGAUCCAAACAAAAAGCUCCCAGUUUUAGUCUACUACCAUGGCGGCGGAUUCUGCCUCGAAUCGGCUUUUUCCUUCCUCCACCACCGCUAUCUCAAUCAAAUUGUCUCCAAAGCUAAUGUGGUGGCAGUUUCAGUUGAAUAUAGGCUUUCUCCAGAGCACCCUUUACCUGCAGCUUUUGAAGAUUCCUGGGCUGCCCUUCAAUGGGUUGCCUCACAUUCUGUAAAGGGUUCUGAAAUUAAUGGUGAAAAGGAGCCAUGGAUUAUUGAUUAUGGUGAUUUUGAUCAGGUUUAUGUAGGUGGUGAUAGUGCUGGUGGGAAUAUAGCUUAUAAUAUGGCUGUGAAAGCAGGGGAUGACAAUGAGAGCUUAGUUGGUGGGGUGAAAAUUCUGGGUGCGGUUUUAGCUUUUCCUUACUUUUGUGAUUUGGAAACGAAGAAAGAAAGUAUGGCUUACCAAAUGUGGAUGUUUGUUUAUCCUUCUGUUCCAGGAGGGAUUAACAAUCCAUUGAUCAAUCCGUUUGCUGAUAGUGCACCCGAUUUGUCGAAAAUCGGAUGCCGGAAAGUGUUUCUUUGUUGUGCUGAGAAGGAUGAUUUGAGAGAUGCCAAUCUGCAUUAUGUGAAGGCAUUGAAGAAAAGUGGCUAUGAGGGUGAAGUGGAGCUGGUUGAUGUUGAAGGUGAAGAUCAUUGCUUUCAGGCAUUUGAUCCUUAUACUGAUAAAGCACAGAGCUUGAUUAGUAAAAUGGCUUCCUUCAUCAGGGGCUGA